CUAUUAGCAGAGCAGAGAGCGCUAUUUCCGAUACCAUACAAGCAAUCAUAUGUUUAGAAGCGCUGUAGUAGGUGUGGGGAAGAAAUGAAGUGGUGGCGCGAAAAAAGAUCAAAAAGGAAAACGUGCGGCGGCGAUGGAAUUGAAUAUUGAUGAAGUUCCUGCCUGAUAUAGUUGUGAAAAUUAGUUUCCAUUGCCUGGAACCAUCGCCGGUGAAAAUGGUGGCAACGACUUUUUAAGGAACAGACGCCUUCUCAUUCGGCCACCAACAGCAGCAGCGGACAUAAUUCUUGGCUAGCACUUUGAGCGAAACUUUUCCAAAACGCCAACCAGCCACCAAGAAGUGGGUGUAAAGUAUGCAACUGUUUCUAAAAACUGCCAGUAAUCGAGAAUAAAAGUGUCAUCAUUUAACGAUGUCUGGUCCCGUAAAAUCCUCCGGGGCGGCAAUAUAAGCUGGAAGCUGGAAGCCAGUGAUGUUUCCACACGAGCGAACCCGUGCCAACAUCAUCGUCCUGGGUAUCAAGUGGUUCCAUAAAAAUUAUGACAACCCAUUCCGAGUUGUGUUGUGUUGUGGGCGGCCGCUGUGUCUAGUGGUUAAAUGUUAAAGUUUGAAAUUCAUUGGCUUGGUCCCGUCCCCCCAUUUUCCUCCCAGAUCUUUUUAACCUGGCCAGCAGCUGGGAUCUGACGAGGUUCGCGGGAAUGUCCCUGCUCAAGUAUAGCAAAACAUGGCCAUCGAUUCUGACCAGGAUGGCAGUGGUCCAGCUGCGUGUUGAUUCUCGGGGUCGCACCUACAGCUCCAUCGUGGAACCGGCUUGCAUCACAGGGCCCACUAAUCUGGUGGAAUCGAAUCCAAACAUUUCUGCCGAAAUUAUGGGAGGACACCCGCCGCAGUUCGUGAUCCAGAACAUCGAUGAUGUCGUCGAUUCGAGGCUGCAUCUGCCGGAUGUGGCCAACGUGGGUCAAUUUGGUUUGGUGGGCAAGAGUCGGUUGCAGCAGAAUCAUCGGCGUUAUCAAUGCCGGAAGUGUGGUGCCAGUAGUGGUGGGGGUAGAAGAAAAGUGGAACGGGUUGAAGAGCGGGACCUCAAUACCGGAAGUGAAUCGAGUGAUCAUCGUUUCCCGAGCUAUCGGAAAAAUGUUCGUUCUGAAUCGCUGAAGAUCGACAACUGGGAUUACAUCUAUGCGGAGAGGGUGCCCGGGUCUCUGGGCAGGAAACCCGGUGGGAGCAGUGGUGUGGGGGUUUCCAGUGCGGAGUUGCCGUGCGAUGGGCACCGGUGUAUUUCCGGGCAAGCGGCCCUGAAAGUGUCCACCCUGUGGCGCCAUUACUAUCCGGAGGGUGAUUGGGGUUGGAUUAUCCUGCUGGUGGGGGUGCUGAGUACGAUUUUGAAUCAUGGAGUUCAGAUUGCGGGCCCCAUGUAUUUGCUGCCGGCUGGCGAAAGAUUUAAGCAGAGCGCCGUCAAUAGUACAGGUAGGUAACGCAUUGAGGAUUUGGUAUGAUAAAAUGGGAAACAUUUAGAUGUUUCAGCACGA
Messenger RNA from Uranotaenia lowii, 1524 nucleotides. RefSeq lists its product as uncharacterized. The record is from RefSeq and is a predicted model, not a curated record. The coding region runs from base 697 to 1470 and encodes 257 amino acids. Lineage: Eukaryota; Metazoa; Arthropoda; Insecta; Diptera; Culicidae. The transcript is spliced from 3 exons.